AUGUUCUCAUCCGAUUACCUCAGAUUCUACGUCGAGGGCAUGCUCCCCAGACAUUCCUUCGGUGCAUUCGAUGAUUGGGACGUUGGAACCAUCGAGAUCCGCCCAAGAGCCCUGAGGCCCUUCGAUGGAAAUCGCAGCAAUGCCCUUGGAAUACAGUGUUACCUUAUGGAUCAGCUAAAUGAAGGGCUUUGGAUAAAAUUGGACGAAAUUCCAGAUUUUGCGGACACACAUGCUUUCCAUGUCGACACUAUUGGAGGAGAUGGUGAGUUAAAUCACGCCCACAUUACAUUUCUGGGGGAGGGUGUCAUUGAGUUGCGCCUCGAAGGUCGAGCGCUAGAUUCCGAGCAUGUAUAUACAGCUGAUCGGUCACAAUGGGGACGGCCGAAGGCACCUCAGGAGGUGCGCUAUAUUGGGGUGCAAGACGAAGACGAGGUGAUUCCGGAAAACGUAUACGAUUCAGAGGAAUGGGACAUGGACGCAGAGGAUGGCUCAGAGGAUGAUUAG
Alternaria arborescens is the source of this 504-nucleotide messenger RNA. RefSeq lists its product as hypothetical. The coding region runs from base 1 to 504 and encodes 167 amino acids. The record is from RefSeq and is a predicted model, not a curated record. The transcript has a single exon. Lineage: Eukaryota; Fungi; Ascomycota; Dothideomycetes; Pleosporales; Pleosporaceae.